AUGCGAAAGAAGACACCCGGCGCCAAGGCCGUCGUCUUCUCUCAGUGGACUCACAUGCUGGAUCUUGCCGAGGCUAGCAUUGCCAGGGGAGGGUGGACGUUCCGAAGGCUGGACGGAGCCAUGUCCCAACAACAGCGGGAGUCCGCUCUCAAGGGCUUCGCGACGGACGAGAGCGUCACCGUGAUGCUGGUCUCGCUCAAGGCCGGUGGUGUCGGCCUCAACCUUA
Molecule: messenger RNA, 226 nt
Organism: Ectocarpus siliculosus
Lineage: Eukaryota; Phaeophyceae; Ectocarpales; Ectocarpaceae
Source: the annotation of a GenBank genome assembly